GUUCGAGACAAAAAGAGACGAGCAUUCAUGGCCCCUUUUUAGAUGGACUUGGCCUCAAAGUGCGAUAUUAGUCCAGUUAUUGUACAAGCAUAUUCUCGAGAGAUCAAGACAGAAUGGCCAAAAAAGACAAAAAGAAAUCCGCAGAGAAAAAAGAACGCAACGCCGCUAAACAACUAAAAAAAGCCGACAAAAAAGAGAAAAAGAACAAGUCCAAGGGGAAAGACGUCGACAGUGAUGCCGAAGAUGUGGAUUUGGACGCUGUUUUGGCAGCCUAUGCUGAAGAACAAGCAAAAUUCCUAAAGGUCACAGAAGUACCUUCAAAUCCACCUUCUCCACGCUCCUCCUCGACCAUUCUUGCCUCACCAGCUAAUCGAAACGAAUUACUGGUCUUUGGCGGCGAAUAUUUUGACGGUACUCUCGCCACAUUCUUCAAUAAUCUCUAUGUCUAUCUGAUUGAUCGUCGAGAGUGGCGGGAAGUCACCAGUCCCAACAGCCCUUUGCCGAGGAGUGGACAUGCUUGGUGUCGAGGUGGAAAUGCAGGAGGUGUCUAUCUUUUCGGUGGGGAAUUCUCGUCACCUAAACAGGGUACUUUUUAUCAUUACAAUGACUUUUGGCAUCUUGAUCCUGCCACUCGGGAAUGGACUCGUCUUGAGCCCAAGGGGAAAGGCCCACCGGCUCGAAGUGGUCAUAGAAUGACAUAUUAUAAGAAUUAUAUCAUCCUAUUUGGUGGAUUCCAAGACACCUCCCAACAGACAAAAUACCUACAAGAUCUCUGGAUCUACGAUUGCACCAAAUUCGUAUGGUUUAACCCAGUACUUCCUGCCGCAUCUCAGAAACCAGAUGCUCGAUCUUCGUUUUCAUUUUUACCCCAUGAGUCUGGUGCCGUCUUAUAUGGCGGCUACUCUCGCGUCAAAGCAUCGACCGGUGCUGGUGGCGGAGGAAAGCAGGGUAAAGGUGCCGGUGGUCCGCAAAGAGUCACUUUAAAACCAAUGGUUCAUCAAGAUACUUGGUUUCUACGCAUCACACCUCCUGCAGCAGAUGCUCCCGCCUCUACGGGACCAACAGUUCGAUGGGAACGACGCAAGAAACCCGCCAAUGCACCCAACCCUCCGCGCGCCGGUGUCACAAUGGCCUACCAUAAGGGACGCGGAAUAAUGUUUGGUGGUGUCCAUGACAUAGAAAUGAGUGAAGAAGGUAUCGACAGUGAAUUUUUCGAUACCAUGUUUGCAUGGAAUCUCGAACGAAACCGAUUCUUCCCGCUUACUCUACGUCGGCCAAAAGCGCACGGGAAGAAACAGCAAACUCAGGCCGUGAAAGCUCGGGAUCGAAGUAAAGCGGAUGAAGAAGACUUAUUACGCAAUCUUGCUGCUUUGGAAGCAAAGCGCGGCAUUCGAACAGCAUAUGUUGACGAAGAUAAUAUGGACAUUGAUAGUCCUGUCGAUAAAGAAGAAGUCGAACUUGUUAAGCCGGAAAUUGUUAAGUUUGAGAUGCCGCAUCGGCGGUUCAAUGCUCAGUUGACUGUUCAGGAUGAUACUCUGUUCGUGUUUGGAGGCACAUUUGAACGAGGAGAUCAAGAAUUCAUUUUCAACGACAUGUAUUCUAUAGAUCUGGUGAAGCUGGAUGGUGUGAAGGAGAUCUUCUACAACGAACCUGCGAACUGGAACACGCAAGUCGAAGCAAGUGACGACGAAGAUGAGGAGGAAGACGAUGAUGAAGAUAUGGACGAAGAUGAAGACGAAGCUGGAGAGGCCAUGUCGGUAGACACACCCUCCGAAGCACAGAUCGAAUUCACAGUGCCCUCAAUAACGCGCGAUAUGCAACAACUUGAAGUCGAAGAGACAGAAGGUGACCCAGAAACCAAAGACGACAGACCACAACCACGACCAUUUGAGAGUCUACGGGACUUCUUUGUUCGCACAACUGCAGAAUGGCAGAAUUAUCUACUGGAGAAAUUGAAGCAGCGUGGAGAUCCAGCGGAAAAGACAGUCAAGGAGCUUCGGAAAGAGGCGUUUGAUCUUGCGGAAGAAAAAUGGUGGGAUAGUCGCGAGGAGAUUAUGGCUCUUGAAGAUGAGCAGGAGGCGGCUGGUAUUGGCGAGGUGGUCAGUAUGGCAGAUAGAGCGGAGGGUGGAGGAGCUGGACGACGGAGAUGA
Messenger RNA from Talaromyces stipitatus ATCC 10500, 2150 nucleotides. RefSeq names its product Kelch repeats protein, putative. Gene Ontology annotation, molecular function: protein binding. NCBI's taxonomy places the organism in Eukaryota, Fungi, Ascomycota, Eurotiomycetes, Eurotiales, Trichocomaceae. The record is from RefSeq and is a predicted model, not a curated record. The coding region runs from base 114 to 2150 and encodes 678 amino acids. The transcript is spliced from 2 exons.